This is a messenger RNA of Phascolarctos cinereus (koala), 880 nucleotides long. Lineage: Eukaryota; Metazoa; Chordata; Mammalia; Diprotodontia; Phascolarctidae. The record is from RefSeq and is a predicted model, not a curated record.
CCAGGCUGGGGCGCCCAGCGUUCUUUGAAAAAGGGGCUGCCAGCGAAGCAGCUCGAGCUCCGUCCGCCUCCCGCCCGCCCCUCCCCCUUCCCGGGCCUGCCUCAUCCUCGGUGGGAGUUCCCUGUGUGUGGGAGUUUCCCCCUCCAGAGGCCAGCGAACAAACGUCACAGGCCCGGAUCUUCAACUCCCGAGUUCCUACCCUGCCCUGAUGGCCACUGGUACCACUCCCCACAGCCCGCUGUACCGGGUCCUGGUCCGGGUGUCUGAGAGCUGCUCUGGAAUAGAGAAGAAGCUGCAGAAGUAUUUCCAGAACCCAUGUAAGUCUGGGGGAGGCAAGUGCAGGGUCAAAGCCGGUCCCAAUGAAGGCACUUUCUGGGUAGAGUUUUAUAAACGACAAGCCAAAGAAGGUGUGAUAGCAAAGGGAGAUCACUCUUUGGCAGUCAGUGAUACAUCACAUGUGACCAUCUUCCUAGAAGCAAAUGAAGACCCAGAAGAAGAGAACAGUACUGUGGAGAUAAGCCAGCUUUCCUCUCCAACUCAGUCAGUCCCAGAGGAAUUUCCAGAUGGAGGAGGUGCUGCUAGCUCCUCUGAUUCCUUCACUAAGAAGAUAUUUCUCCAUGUAAGGGCCCGGCUGAACUUCAAGCUUUCCAAAGAGCGAAGGGAGGAAAUUAUUAACCUCUGCCCAAAUGUCAAAAUAGAAGGAGGCCUUGAUGGACCUGAGAAAGUGAUUGGUGACUUUGAGGAUAUUAAAAAAAUUUAUCAAUUCUUACGUGAGAAGAUGGUGGAAGAUGAGCAAAAAGAUGAUUUCCCCCCCUCCGCCUCAGCAAGAGAAGUUGAGCACAAUGUGCCAAAUGACGGAGACAGUUCUAGUCUUCGCUCA